CAAAGGAGAAUGUUGCUAAUCUCAGCAUGGAAGUUGGUGAGGAAAACGGUGCCAACGUCCACUUGAAAAGACAGAGAGCCCCUCUGUCAGACUCUGAAGACAAUGUCUUCCCCCCAUCAGAGGGGAAUGAUGUCCAGAAGCGACGGCGUCUGGAGUUAGCUGGUCAGGAGAAUCGUAGUCCUAAACCAUCCUCCUCUGGACGCCUAGCUGAGCUAGACACAAAGCCGGACACCCCGAUGGUUCCUUCAGUCCGGUCCAGGGUCCAGCAACUCACCCAGAGACGAGAGGGAGGAGCUCCUCUGGCUCAGCGGUGCCUGUCGGAUCCUGGGACUGACAACCUAUCAUUCAUCAUCCAUGAAAAGGGCUUCAGAGAGCAUCUCCUUGGUCAGGGAGAAUUCAAUCAGCGAAUGGAGCGUUUUAAAGUGCCAGUCUUCCAACCUGGUCCCACUCCAACACCGAGCCCUGCCAGCGCCUCCCCGCGGACCCGCUCCAACUUUGUGUCGGCCAUUCAGGAGAAACUCCACGGCACUCCAGCACCCAGCUCCAAGCAGGCUUCUCGCAUUCGCCAGGAACGGGAACAGGAGUUGAACCAGUUGCCUUUCCAACCAAUCAGUGAGAACGCCUGGCUGAAAAGGAGCAGCUCUGAUCCGUCGUUAUCUCAGCAGGGAUGGACCCCCUCUGCCCCCUCAUCUCCCUCCUCCUGGGUUCCUAGCUCUAGAGUGAGAGUCCAUUGGCCUCCUAUGCAGUCCUGGGAUCAGAUAGAUGGUGACUCUGAGAUGAAAGAUGGCAGCUUCACUGAAGCUACUACAUCAUGUGCAAAGAAGCAAACUUCAGAUGGGACAGGUGAAAGGGCACCCAGUGACUCUGAAGCUCCCAUAGAGCUUGACAACUCUAAUGAGGGGCAGAUGCACGCCGAAUGGAAAGAGCAAAAUCCUCGUCGAGGUGAUGAAGUGAGGGAGGAGGAAGGAAAUAAAGACAAGCAGCCAGAGACCCAACAACCACAGACCCAGACCGUCUUGAAGCUGUCUUUUAGCGAGGAUCAGAGUUUUUCCAAAGCACCUUUUGGUGACGACCAGAAUGUCUCAGAGUUGCCUACGGGUAUUGAGCAAAGCUUGCUAGAAUCAGCUCCUGCGGAAGAGUCAGACAUGAAGGACACGGUUGAAGUUUCCAUAGUAACUGAACAGGGCAGGUCUGAAGUGUUUUCAUAUGAAGAAAGAGACAGCGAAGGCGGGAUUGAGCCUUCAACAGAUGAGGAGUUACUUUCGUGGAGAUAUCCUCAAGACAAGGAGGACUCUAUCGUAGCUGGAGAACAGGAGGAGGAUGUGUGUGUAAAAGAGGAGGAAAGGGAGUUGGAAUCAUCCAGAGUGGAAAAUGUGAAACAAAGCUGUGAGGCUGAUCACAGUGAGCUCUCUGACCUCCAGGGUGGUGAAUGUUGUUUGGUCAAUGUCUCUGCUGAGAUGGCUAGUUCCAUUGAAAUGCAGGAAGAUGAGAAACCUAGACCUGAGGAUGAGUCACAAAACUGUUUAGAUAAUUAUGUGAAAUACCAAUCUAAUUCAAGCAGAGACAUGGAGUCCUGUGGAGGACUUCAUGAGGGAGCAGAUACAGAAGAUGUUGAUAGUGUCACAAUAAAACCAAACCACAAAGACACAGGAGAAUGUAGUCAAAGGAGUGAUGUCUGUCAACAGUCAAAUGAGAUCCAGACAGUCGCUGUAAAAGAAGACAACAUGGCACUAGAGUCAGACCAAAAUAGCAGCGUGAUACAAACGGAUGCAUCUACUUCAACUGAUGCUGCUCAGUCUCUGAUGGACACGCAGACUGGGUGCACAGAGCUCGAUCAAAAUAUUGAAUAUGUAGCAAACGUUCAGGCUGAAUCAGACACUGAUUGGAAUGAUGGAGCUCAGAAUUUGACAGAUGUCCAGGUGUCGGAUCAACUUUUGGAGAACAAGGAAAUGGAGCAAGACGCAGUAAAUGGAAGGCAGGUUGUUGUAAAUGAGCCGAGAGAAAAAACUCACAAGGCAAAGGGAGGAGAGAGCUCAAAGAAAGUCACCUUCAUCCUGGAACCUGAGCUCAUCAAUGACUCAACCCUGUCCGAGGCCAAUACCUCCACUGAGUCCAGGGCAGAGACGAGUAUGUCAGAUGCCGAGCUGAACUCCCAUGAUGAGUCCAACACGGCUGAAAUAAUCGACCAGAUGUUCGACGAGGUGCUGGAAUACGCUGGAAGAAUGGAAGAGAAGAGGAGGGGCGACGAAGACACCGAGGACCACGACAGUGGCAUCUGCGUUUGCCCCAGGGACAAAGACAAGGUGGAUACGGAGUCGGAGAAGGAGAAGAGUGAAGAAGAGGGGGAGUCCAAAGAAGAAGAGCACGAUGAGAGCAAGAAGCUUGAAAGCAACAGAGAUGAGCUAACUUUUCCUCCCAGCGGUAUUCUCUCACCUCUCAGCAAGUCUGUAGAGGCUGUGGUUACCCCUCUGCGACUGGCAGCGAGCCAGGAGUCCAAUCCUUCCUCCCUGCUCUUGACUCCAGUAGAGACCAGCACCACCCCUAUUGCUGAAUCUGCUCCUCUCUACAGUAUCGAUGCCUACCGCACACAAAGACAGAGUAAGCUGCCCACCAUUCAGAGCGUCACUCCUGGUGUUCAGAGACGAGCUCCAGAGAAGUCCCAACCUCAACCCUCCAUCAACACCAAGGAGAAAAUCACGGCUCUUAAUGAAGAAGCAGGGAAGCUGCAGACUGUGAUCAACCAGACCCUGCAGGCUCUGAGCUGCUGUACUGAUGAGGAUCACGGACGGGGCUCGCUGGAGGAGGCUGAAGCUGAAAAGCUACUCUUGGUCUCCUGUGAGAAACGCUCGGCCCUGCUGGCAGAGGUGGCCAGACUGAGAGAGGAGAGGAACUCAGAGUCAGGAGAGGACAGUGAGUAUGUUUCCCAGCAGGCCUGCAGAGGGACCAUCAGCAUCACAAAGAUCCAGCUGCCUCUCAAGGUGGAAUUUGUCUGCUCUUCCCACAAGCGCACAGGUCGGCCAAGUCACUACUUUUUCGUCCUGAUCCGCUACGGGCCCUGCAACAUUGUCGCCACCCCGCUGGCCACAGCUGCUGAUGCUCAGAAUGGAGACACCAUCUCCUUCCCGACUUCCGUCACUCUGAAAGAUAUCCGCUCAUCCUUUGAGAUUGAUGUGGAGGUCUACAGCCUGUCCCACACAUCCGGUAGUAACUGCAGCGUGGACCGGACCACCACCAAGUCCCGGGUCACGCCAAGAAAGCUUCUGAACACUAUCACAAGAUCCAGUAACAGUCUGACAUCUACUGUUCUUCCCGCUCUCAACACUCGUCGCUCCAGCAACUUUUGUCUGGUGGGCUCCCACAAGAUCACCUUGGCCUCACUGGGAAACAGCAAGUUCCCUCUGGAUAAGAUGAAACUUGAGGGCAAAAUCAGGAGGCUGCUGGGAGAUGAAUUUCAGGAAAAGGUGCCUUUUCUCUCACCUCUAGAGGGCAACAUCUACCUGCGAAUGGACAGCGAAAGUCACUCUAAUGUUCAGCACCAAGGCUUCCUGACCAUGUUUGAGUUGAUCAGUGGAUACGGGGUGUGGCAUCGCCGAUAUUUUGUUCUGGUGGGAUGCAACAUGUACUACUGGAACCACCCCAACGACCAAGAAACUAAGGAGGCAGAGGGCAGCAUUUCUCUGUCCAGCUCCCACAGUCGGUGUGUCAGGCCUGUGAAGAGAGACUCCUGUGCUCGCCCCUUCACCUUCGAGCUGGUCAGCAACGUCCCACAGCAGCAGGACGCCAAGUGUUGGUUUUCAGCCGACACCAAACAGGAGAGACUGGACUGGAUGGAGAAAUUCAACCAGGUGCUGUUGGACUUUCACACGUGGAACCGAACAUCAGCAGCCCAAACAGAGAGUCAGCAGUCCAGCUCGUCCAGCAGUGGGAACCUGAGGGAGAGCAUACUGUAACUAGAUCACUAAACCAGCAAACCCACUCACAUGUGCUUUUCUUAUAGCGUCAGCUGCCUGGUGUUCAUUAAAACACACAGUGGAAUCUGCUUUAAUGUGGUGGGUAGACGAGGUGCUACCAGGGUUUAAAUUCUUUAUCUCAGAGCUGCAGGAGAUUUUUCUUUUUUGGGAGACGUCUAUUUGAUUUUCUUGCUAUUGUUUAUUUCUUUUUUUUUAAUCUGAAUCCAAUCUGUACGGUUGGGUUUUUUUUUACUUUUAUUUGCCAACUAACAGUUGCCAUUUGAACAUUUUUAGUUUUUCUUUAUUAUGAUUUUUGUUGAAAAGGUUUUAUUUUGACUGUUUUUGUUCUGUGGCAAUCAGCUGCUUUAGCCUUUUGUUGGCAAUAUAAUUUGGUCACUUUGAGUAGCUAAGGGGAAUCUUCUUGUAGCUUAUAUAUUUUGACAUAAUUUACACAUGUAUUUAGAAUCGUAUUGUAUUUUUGUAUCAUUUAAACUGGAAGGAAAAACAAAUUAUAUAGAUACAUUAAUAAAUAUUGAAGGUGAAGGAUGUCUAUAACUACUAAACUAAUGUAGGAUGAGAAUGUAAUUGAAAUGGUGGGAAACACUACGAGUUAUUAGAAUAUGGAAGGAAUGCUAGCUCGUUGGAGCCGUUAUUAGUCAUUCAGACACGCAGUAGCUGCUUCUGUUGGGUGAAAUAAUGAGGUUUGGAUCACAGGCCGGGUCAAUCCAGUCUAGGUGGAAGCCAGCUGAUAUUUGACUGUUUCUUUAUAAUGUGAUAGAACAACACUUGGUGCCUUUUUUAACUAAAGAAGUAACCAGUUAAAAUGCCAUCACUUGGGGUUUUUCCCCAGUGCCCCUGCAAUGUUCCCUCAUAUUCCCAGGUACAUGAUUUGUAUUACUGCAGAUACUUAAGCCCAUAUAAUUAAAUAUUUAAACCUAUAUUGUAUGUGUAAUACAGUUGAUGAGGUCAAAGAAUGAAUGUAGUCUGUUCUGCCUGAUGUCUCUGUUCUUUUACAUGUAUGUCCACCUUUCAGUCUGUCACUGUCAUAAAUGUUAUUCAUGUGAACUCUCAUUCUAUGCACUUAAUUGGAAGUAUACAAUAAAUUGAUUUGA
Anoplopoma fimbria (sablefish) is the source of this 5062-nucleotide messenger RNA. RefSeq lists its product as uncharacterized. The record is from RefSeq and is a predicted model, not a curated record. The coding region runs from base 27 to 3950 and encodes 1307 amino acids. Gene Ontology annotation, biological process: septin ring organization; mitotic cytokinesis; actomyosin contractile ring assembly. Gene Ontology annotation, cellular component: actomyosin contractile ring. The transcript has 25 exons. NCBI's taxonomy places the organism in Eukaryota, Metazoa, Chordata, Actinopteri, Perciformes, Anoplopomatidae.